Messenger RNA from Penicillium roqueforti, 3528 nucleotides. RefSeq names its product sexual development activator VeA (gene veA). The record is from RefSeq and is a predicted model, not a curated record. NCBI's taxonomy places the organism in Eukaryota, Fungi, Ascomycota, Eurotiomycetes, Eurotiales, Aspergillaceae. The transcript is spliced from 7 exons. Bases 1 to 3528 code for a protein of 1175 amino acids.
AUGGCCAACAGACCACCCAUCAUGGCACCUCAUAAUGAGACGGAGCACUCAGUCACCCGGAUCACGCGGGAGGGCAAACAGCUUACAUACAAAUUGAGCGUGAUGCAACAACCAGAGCGGGCAAGAGCAUGCGGCGCAGGAGCAAAGUCAUCAGCCGACCGUCGCCCUGUUGACCCACCGCCUGUGGUUGAGUUACGCAUCUUCGAGUCCGACCCGGCUAACGACGCACAAAAGACCGAUAUCACCUUCGCCUACAAUGCCAAUUUCUUCCUCUACGCAACCCUUGACACCGCACGUCCUAUGGCCCACGGGCGGGUGGGUGGACCACAGUCGUGCCCUGUAUUGACUGGUGUGCCAGUCGCCGGGGUAGCAUAUCUCGACCGCCCUUCACAAGCAGGCUAUUUCAUCUUCCCAGACCUGUCAGUGCGCCAUGAGGGCCGGUACCGCUUAAGCUUCCACCUGUACGAAGAAAUCAAGGACCCCAAGGAUACCGACAAGGAUUCCGCCUUGCCUCUUCCCAACCAAAUACCUCUUUCCGCUGCAGCAAAGCCGGGCACCCCGCACGCGUUUCUUCAUUUCCGUCUCGAGGUCAAGUCGGUACCCUUUACCGUUUAUAGCGCUAAGAAAUUCCCCGGCCUAGCGACCAGCACAUCUCUGAGCCGUAUCAUUGCGGAGCAGGGUUGCCGUGUUCGCAUUCGUCGUGAUGUUCGAAUGAGGCGCCGGGGCGACAAGCGAGAUGAGGAUUAUGAAUUCGGCGAGGAACGCGCAGCGGCGUAUGCAAGAUCGUCGGAUCGUUUCGCGAUACCCGACAGAUACGCAGCUUCGAUAGAUCGCCCUAGGUCGAACAGCAAUGGCAGCAAUAUCGAAUCGCCCUACGGGUUCGUUCCUCCAGAUCGACGACCAUCUGCACCCGACUAUGGCUUCCAGUGCCCGCAACCCUACCAAAGACCCAUGCCACCUGCACCCCCUAUGACACACUCUCAAACACCCUCAUACCAAUCACACCUUUCAUUUGGCUCCACGCCUUCGCAUUAUCCGGCUCCUCACAUGCCUCCUACACCCCCACCAGUGGUAUCGCAAGGUAUCUACUCCCCACAGAACGCAUAUGCCCAGAUAAGACACCCAUCCAAUGCAUCCGAAUACGAAGGAACGCCCAUUGCGUAUCCGGCACCUCAAAUACCCUCGGAACGAGGAGCUUACUCCAUGUCAGGUAUGAAUUCUUAUGGCAUGGAGCCACCAAAAGCGACCUCAUACAUGGAUCCCCGCAUGGCUGAACCAGCUUUAUACCAAUACAUGUCCCAUAUUCCGGUGUCACGUCCUCAAACACCGACCUUGGUCCAGGCCACCCCGUCUCUCAAGCCCUUACCAAAUGAAUAUGCAAACCACAUUGUUCCUUCUGUGGAAAGCACUUCACCCGGCGGUAGCGGCGGUGGGUAUGACAACGUUAGGGGGAAGCGUAUGGUGUACCAAACUGGGCCAACUUACGGCAAAAGGAGCCAUGAAGAUACUUUCGGCCUUGAUGAACGAUCAAUGCAGAAUGGCAUGCGGCCUGACACCGAGCCUUAUCCGGGUUAUCGCGAUUUCUCAGGAGAAAGUCGCGCUGCACUUAUGGCGGAAAUGGGCAUUGAGUUGGCGUACAAGCGUGCCAACGGCAAAAUGCUGCAAAGCGCCCGCGACUCCAAAAUGGAAAUGGAGAUAGACAUCGACCCAAGCCCCGCACACCAGCGCUCCUCCCGCAAGCACCUACGAUCCAGCGACGACGAUGACUCGGAUUGGAGCUCAGAUAUCUCUGGACAAUUCGACGAUGCCGAAGAGGCGCAAGCAGAUGCAGACGGCCACCGAUCGCCGGCAGCGAAGCUGAGCAAACGACGUCGCUCGAACGACUGGCCGUUGCCCGAAGAAGCCGCUGAUUACGGAUCCCAUGAGCGCCGCACCCAACGCGGUGAAAACGGGAGUCUCAACGUGAGCGCGAAUGGCGCAGGCUACAAGGUUUCGCCCCGCGCUUCACCUCGUGGCUCGCUGGCUUCGCUGCGCGCUCGUCAUGCCGCGGCAUCUGCUUCCAGCCCGCGCCGCCCCAGAGGACGGACAUCGCGAUUCAUUGAAGCGACUAUGAGUGAUAGUGUCAGCGAAAAGCCACCCAGUAUCUACCUCCAGGAAAACAAACAGGCUGGCAUUCAGCACCGCUCAUCUGGGAUUUUUCGUUUUGGGAAGGCUAUUGCCUCGGCAUUUAAUCCCUUCGGUGGAUGGGGCAGAAACUCUGAGGGAUCGCCGAAUAAGUCACCGCAGAAGGAUGUCAUCAGCCAGGCGGAGAAGGCCUAUGCGGAAUUAAAGAAGGCUGGCUACCAGGGAACCAAUAAGGGUCAUUACACUGAGGAUCUUGGUGUCAACACUGCUCUCGCCGACCAGACUUGGCGGUCGAUCCAGCACAAGAUGGAAUACAGCUCUCCAGUCAAAGACCCGUAUCACCACCCAAUUGAAGAAAACCGUGGUGCGCCAUCACGUUCUGAGUCUUCAGCUUCCAAACGCUCCUCCCUUCAAGAUCUUCGCCUGACGAAGUCAUUCUUCAAAUCCCCAUCUGCUUCCCCGGCAGUGUAUUGCGAUAGAACUUCCGAUGAAUACGAGCCGACUGGACUGCGCAAGCAACCCUCCCGCAGGGAACUCUCGCGCCAAACCAAGCUGCUCAAGAAAGUUAGCAACCUCGAGGAGAAACUGCAACGUGCCCGGCGGGAGCUUCGUGAACUCACAGGCAACGAGGAGCGGGCCCCAGUACCUACAGCCCAAGCAAAUAUUCCCAAUGCCGAGAUGGAUCCCGCAUUGUUCCCAAGGAAGUUCGUCCCUGGUGCCCUUCCCUCUCUACCGUCUGAAAGGCUUCUGGAUCAACAAGCCGCAGAAAACAAGGCGUCUGGAUCUGAAGCGGCCAAUCUGACGGCCCUGUCAUCCAUUGAAGACCGUGAAAAUUUCUCCUUCGAAGAACCAAGAUCCCCUCAAAGCCCGGCUAAAGCUCAAAGUCCAAAAUGGCGCUCAAAAGGGACACAGCCGGCGUCAAUGGUGGGAGCCCUCCUCAGCCCUUGCCACGAGCAACAUCAAAAGCCCACAACCCCUAUCCGCAUGAAGAAGAGUCAGCCCAGUCUGCGCCCGGUAUCUUCGCCUGCCGCUGUCUCGGACGACGAUUCCCGCUCCACCAUCUGGUCUACGCCUCUUCCUGCUCCGCCAAGUGACUCCCACCGUGAAGCCUUCUAUCACCACCCACAACGCCAGCUCAACCCUGAUCGUAGCCCUCACACCCCGACGCGGUCGAAGACAAGUCCUAGUCGGAGACGAUCUGGAUAUCCCCGUGACGAUGAUAUUCCUCCCGUACCGCCCCUCCCUGAAGAACUUCGCUCGAGUGCUGCCAAAGUCAAAGUCAAAGUGAAUAAGCCAGCCAAAAAGAGACCUGUGUCUGCCCCUGUGUUUUCUACGUCACCUUCUACUGUGGGUUCUAUGAUUUCUGGCCUUGAGGAUUACCAAUGGCCCGAUGAUAUCUUCUAA